AAUCGUUCUUCGUUAAUUAUUCGUAAAUACUUAAUUUGAAAGGAUCGUUAGAAUCAGAAAACGUAUUAAAGAUAAUUCAAUUUCAAUUUCUGAAUAUUGAGUAAGGAAAUUAUUUUAAUUUUAAUCGAACAAUCGAGAAGUAAGAAGACAGCACUUUUGUUUUCGACUGUACAGAGAGAGAAGGCGCGCGAGCGUAUGUGUGUGCAGCUAUACGAUCACCCAUAGGUAGCGUCGCGGCAUCAUCCAUUACAGUUGUAUUUUGGCGGUUUAAUAGUUGCACGCGACACGCGGUGAACGGCGGUGAAGAGGUCGCGCAAGUAUAACAUCGUAAUUCCUGCUUCGUGUGGUCGCAACUCGUGAGAAAGGAGAAGAGUGCUAAGUGAAGUGGAAAAAAGAGGGUGGAAUGGAAUUGCAUACGCCAGAACGUGAAUCGCGAUCCUUGGCGGAAGCGUUACCCUGUAGUCCACCGAUGAGUGACACGAUGCUUUACCCUUGGAAUUGGAGUGAAGAAGCGAGAAAUGUUAAUCUUAGUCCGGGUAGCUCAUGCUCGUCACCGGAGUAUAGGGAAAACAACGUGGUUCCAGCCAGAGCCGGUUCCAGAUCUCGUUCUGGGGUAUCUGAGAGUCAUCGACGUGGUAGACCGAGAGCGGAUGCUCUUUCAAAUCUUAUGAAGCAAGGAAGCACAUCGCCCAGUAGCAUUAAAUGUACCUAUUGCAGUCGUGUUUUUCCACGAGAAAAGAGUUUACAAGCACAUUUACGCACGCACACGGGGGAACGUCCAUAUCCAUGUGAUUAUCCUGGCUGUACAAAAGCAUUUACUCAAUCAGGACAAUUAAAAACUCAUCAGCGUUUACAUACAGGAGAGAAACCAUUUUUAUGUACUGAACCUGGAUGUGAAAUGAGAUUUACGCAUGCAAAUAGGCAUUGUCCUGAACACCCUUAUGCUACUUUAACUAGAUCUGAUGAUUUUGUAUUGAAACCUGUUUCGGAAAACACUGAAUUAUCUCAUGAUGUAACACGAUGGUUAGAGCGAUAUAAAAUGUCUAGAGAAAGAGAAGAUAGAACGCCAACUGGGAAGAAUGAACGUAAGAAAAAAACAUGGAAAAGUACAGCAGAAAAUCAUAAGAGAGUUAAAUCUAGAAAAGGUUUGAUGAUGGAUGCAGCUGGUGAACAGGAGAAUUUAAAUUGUAAGUUACAAAAUCAGAGAUUUUAUUGUGGAGAAAGUCAGGACAGUCAAGAAGAAAGUCAAGAUGAAGAUCCAACAGAAGCAUGCACAGUUUUACAAACAUCAGAGGACGAAGAUCUGUCUACUUUAAAACUAGCUAUUUCUCCAUUAAGGCGCCCAUUGGAUAGACUUCAACCAAAAAAACGAUGGUUAAGAGAAGCUUGCUUGGAACAGCAAUUAGCAAAACCAUUAAAUUGGGAUGCUAAAGUCAAUAGUAUGUCGACAACUUGUAAAACCCAUGAAAAAUCAAAUACAUAUGAACUAUCAACUCCGUGCUCUAAUUUACAAUGGAGUAUAUCAGAUACUUCUUAUUCAGCUGCAUCGAAUGAAACAACGGUGAAAAAAUUAGAAACAGAACACAAUACUGUUUCUUAUAGCCCCAAUCAAGCAGAUUGGAAUAUACAAACUUGUAAAGAAUCUUCCAAAAUAAUAAUACCACAGGAAAUAAAAGAAGCUACAAAUGUAACAGACACAGCAACAGAAACAAUUUGGGAUUCUUUGCAGGAUAGUAAUACUUCUCUGCAAUCUAAUCUAAAACCUCUUGAGACCACUAUUGUCCAGGAAAUAAGAAAUAUUAAUACUGAAAUAACUACUGAAUAUUGGGAUGUGGGUGGUAACAGUGAUGUAACUGAUACAAUAUUGGUUCAGAGACCUCCAUUAAACACAAAAAUCAUUCGGAAUGAAAUAUCAUUGGAAGAUACUCUAGUAAACUCUUACAAUAUACAAAAUGAAACAAGACCAACAGUUUUGAUGCUGGCUGGAAGCUCUGGUAGUAAUCUCACUGUGAAAGAAGUCAACUCAAAAGCAGCUUUAAUUGAUGCAAGUAAAAAAGAUGUUAAAGUAGUUAUAAAACAAGAAGAUAGUGUAACUAAAUUACCAUUACCAGAAGACAAUAAAAAAUGGCUUGGUGCUUUAGCUUUAAUGGAAUUAGCUAAAACCCAAGAAGAAACUGCUAAAGUUUUAGAUAUAAAAGUAGAAAAAGACGAUCAGUUUAUACAUCCUACAUUAAAUUAUAACCAUUUGUAGACUGUGAUUACCUGCUAUUACAUAAUGUUCAUUAAGGUUGUUUGUAUAGCAACAAAAAUGGUAAAUAAAAGCAUUACUACAGGCACUACUGCUUAGUUAAUGGUAUAGUGAAAUAAUUUCUAUUUGAUUUUAUCUUUUUGUAAUGAUUAUAUUACAGGUCAUGACUUUUCAUUGUCACAAUGAUUAUUUAGUUUUUCUUUCUUUCUUUCUUUCUUUCUUUUUUCUUUUUUUUUUGUUUUUUUUUUUUUUUUUUUUUUUUGAUUGUCAUUACAAGGUUGUGAAAUAUGAUUCAUACGUCUUUUUCAUUUAAGAAACAUUACUUUGUUAAUUAAGGAUAAAUUUCUGUAUUUUGCUUUAUAAACUGCCAUCCUAUUAUAUUUUAUAAGCUGUUAUCCUAUUGUCUGUAGUAAUACUACUUAUAAAUUGUAUAAAUUGAUCUUAGCAUAUUGAUUUAUUAACACAUUUAUUAUUAAAAUACAUUUCUUAUAAUUCCAACCGAGCAGUUUGUUCGUGUUUAUAAACAAAAAUUAAAUUAUUCGCUAUGAUCAAUAAUUACAUAUCAUUAUAAAUAAAACAUAUACUUGUCUAUACACACAUACACACGUAUAUACGUGUAUAAGUACAUCUAUACAUACAUGCAUGCGCAUAUAUAUACAUAUAUAUGCGUAUAUAUGUAUGUCUUUUGUGUGUGUGUAUAUGGAAUUUAUAAUCUUAUAAUACCAAAUUCUUUGAAGUUUUCUAGUAUUCUUUAUAAGAUUGCCAUUAAACUCAUGAUAAAAAUUCUAUAUAUCAUAUUUUUUUAUAAUUGUUGAAAUUUAAUCAUUUAUGUCAAUAUAAAGUUUUAAGUGAAAUAGUAACAUGAAUGUUACCACAAUUACAGUAAUUUCCAACAUUUUGAAAAAUGUAAGAUUAACUAUGUCAAUUACAUUGUCCUAUUAUAAGUAUUUAUUAAAGUAGAGAAAAUAUAAACAAUUAUUUUGAGUAAACUUUUACAUCUUUUUCAUAAGUUUAUAUUAUAUUUAUUUUUUAUUUAAGAUAGUUCUUCAUAAAAAAGAAUCAAGAAAAUAUUGUUUUUCAUUUCAUAAAUAUUUUUGUAAUAGAUAUUAGUCAGUAUCAUAUACGAAGAAAUGUAUGUAUACUAUAUGUCUCAACAAUAUUUUCUCUACUUUUGAUCUUAAGAAAAGCUUAUUAUAAUAUGAUAAUGCAAUUGAUUUUAUGUAUUCAUUUCUUUUGUAUAAUCAUAACGUGAAAUUAACUAUUUUAGUUCCAAUUUUUCAAUAUUAUUAAGUACAAAAUAUUACAUGUUCUUUUAUUAUUUACAAACUUGAAAAUUAACAAUAAAAAAAUUUAUUAUAAACAAAAUUUUAUAAAACAAAAAUAAAAUUUCAGGUAAUACUUUACUAUGAUCAUAUUAUAAAAAAUAGAUUUAAAUAUUUUAAAGUACUUAAUGAUACGAAAAAUCAUAGAUGUUUAAUAUUCAAAUAUAAUGAUGAAUUUUUGACAAACAAGUUACUUUUAUUUUAUAUUGUACACCAUAAUCGAUUACCUUUGCGUAUAUUUACAAACACUAUUUGUUAUAUAAUAUGUUUGGAUAUAUGAAAAUAUUUUUUUUUCCCCUAUAAUGUUUAUUUUUUUUAAAUAAAAAUAUUUCUUUUAAAUAAAUACAUUUGAUUUUGAUGGUAACAUUCCAAACAAUAUAUGACAAAUUAAGGAAAAUGUACUUUUCAAACAUUUUUUUGCAUUAAUAACGAGUUUAAUAAACUGAAAAGUAUUUCUAUUAAUUAUAAGUGAUUUUAUGAUAUCUACUUAAUUACAAGAGGUUUAUUUAUUCGUAUGAGUCAUAUUAUAUGAUAAAAGAAAUUUGUGUGAUAUGUAGGAAUAAUAAGAUCUUUAGAAUUUAUGAAAUAAAAUUUUAUGUUAUUAAAACGAUGUUGAAGUGGGCUUGUAAAAUAUUUAAUUGGGACAAGAGAUUAGUGAAUAUUUAUAAAAUAUUUUUCGCACAAAAUAAGAAGAUGACGAAAGUAAUUCAAAGUGAUUAUUCUAAGUAUGAUUAAUUAUUAUGGUAUGUAUCAUUUGUAAGUUGCUUAUAUUUUGUUUGCGAUACUUGUAAAUAAAUAAGUGCGAAAUAUUUUAAUAAAUAUUUUGAAAAAAAGUUAGAAAAAGGUAUUUAUUACCUAACAUAAAGAUCAUUAGGAAUUAUAAUAACUAAUUAUAUUACUUUAUUUGUUAAUACAACAUUAACAUUUAUACUGUUUUAAUAGUUACUAUUGAGUUCGGUUUAUAUAACAACAUGUAUAAAAUUCAAUUUUAAUGUAAUUUAUUUUUUUAGUAAAAAUUUCUCUACAAGUA
Vespa velutina is the source of this 4600-nucleotide messenger RNA. Its product is annotated as transcriptional activator GLI3-like. Lineage: Eukaryota; Metazoa; Arthropoda; Insecta; Hymenoptera; Vespidae. Gene Ontology annotation, cellular component: nucleus. Gene Ontology annotation, biological process: regulation of transcription by RNA polymerase II; central nervous system development. The transcript has 2 exons. The record is from RefSeq and is a predicted model, not a curated record. The coding region runs from base 404 to 2251 and encodes 615 amino acids. Gene Ontology annotation, molecular function: DNA-binding transcription factor activity, RNA polymerase II-specific; RNA polymerase II cis-regulatory region sequence-specific DNA binding.